This is a messenger RNA of Balearica regulorum gibbericeps (East African grey crowned-crane), 1356 nucleotides long. It is a transcript of the gene ENPP6, whose product is annotated as ectonucleotide pyrophosphatase/phosphodiesterase 6. Gene Ontology annotation, molecular function: glycerophosphodiester phosphodiesterase activity. Gene Ontology annotation, cellular component: plasma membrane. Lineage: Eukaryota; Metazoa; Chordata; Aves; Gruiformes; Gruidae. Gene Ontology annotation, biological process: choline metabolic process; lipid metabolic process. The record is from RefSeq and is a predicted model, not a curated record.
AUGGGGAGCCGCAGCCUCCUCGCCACCAUCCUCGCCGCCGCCCUCGCCUCCCUCCCGCCGCUCCUCGCCGCCCCCUCGGGCCACCGCAAGCUCCUGGUGUUCCUGCUGGAUGGCUUUCGCUUCGACUACAUCGAUGACAGCGAGCUGGAGGGUCUGCCGGGCUUUCGGGACAUUGUGAAUAUGGGGGUGAAGGUGGAUUACAUGACCCCAGACUUCCCUAGUCUCUCCUACCCAAAUUACUACACGUUGAUGACGGGUCGCCACUGUGAGGUCCAUCAGAUGAUUGGAAACUACAUGUGGGACCAAAAGGCAAAUGUAUCUUUUGAUAUUGGUGUGAAUAAAGAAAGCCUACUGCCUCUCUGGUGGAAUGGAUCGGAGCCUUUGUGGGUCACAAUGAUGAAAGAAAAAAAGAAUGUUUCCAUGUACUACUGGCCAGGUUGCGAGGUCGAAAUCCUUGGAGUCAGACCAAGUUAUUGCCGUGAGUACUUCAGCGUCCCAACAGACAAAAACUUUGCGGAUGCCAUCAGCGAUGCUCUCGAAUCUUUGCGCAAUGGCAGUGCCGAAAUGGCCGCGGUGUACUACGAGCGCAUUGACGUGGAAGGCCACCACUACGGCCCUUCAUCCCAGCAGCGGAAGAAUGCUUUGAAGGAGGUGGACAAAGCCUUGACCAACAUGAUCGCGCUUAUCAAGAGCAAGGGUCUUCAGCAUGACAUCAACGUGCUCCUCUUCUCCGAUCAUGGGAUGACAGACAUCUCUUGGGCAGACAAAGUGAUUGAGCUGAAAAACUAUAUCAAUAUGAGUGAUACCAUACAAAUGAAGGACCGAGGUCCUGUUGUGAGCCUCUGGCCAGCUCCAGAGAAGCAUGCGGAGAUAUAUCAAAAAUUGAAAGCUGUGGAACACAUGCACGUUUAUAACAUACAGGAUAUUCCAGACAGGUUUUUCUACAAAAAAGGAAAAUUUGUAGCUCCUCUAACUCUCGUGGCUGAGAAAGGAUGGUUCAUAGUAGAGAGCAGGGACAAGCUGCCCUUCUGGGAGAACGGGACGAGGAGGAAGGAGGCCUGGCAGAACGGCUGGCACGGCUACGACAACGAGCUCAUGGACAUGAGAGCCUUCUUUGUCGCGUACGGGCCAGAUUUCCGAUCCAACUUCCGAGCGCCUCCCAUCAGAUCCGUGGAUGUUUACAACAUCAUGUGCAGCCUGGCAGGAAUACAGCCGCUGCCCAACAAUGGCUCCUGGUCCAGGGUGGAGUGCAUGCUCCGAAACACGGCCCCCUUGGCACCGCUCCCCCUGCGCGGCAGCUGUGCCCUGGCGCUAGCUCUGCUCUCCCUGUUUGCCCAGCAGAUCUCCUUACUGUGA